Porites lobata is the source of this 13385-nucleotide messenger RNA. Lineage: Eukaryota; Metazoa; Cnidaria; Anthozoa; Scleractinia; Poritidae. The record is from the annotation of a GenBank genome assembly.
UCUGUCCGAAAAAGUAAAAUGGCGGAUUCAGUUGUGCAUGUGAGAUCCGGAUGAAAAAGAUUUGAAUGUUUUUAGUUGGUUAGUACCGACAUGGCGGACGGAUUUGGAGCAAUAACCUGGUGGGGAUUUAGUCCCGCUCUUGACUUGCAGGAGAACUGCCAAUGUAAGUGCAAAUUCAGCUACUUUGGCUAUGCUUACUGUGUUUUACCUGCUUUUACUCUGCACUUACCGUUGGUUAGCGUCUUCCAUUUUUUACGCGCGCUUUGCUACAUGUAGCUGCUAGCGGUGUGCGACAAACUCAGGCUGCAGACUUGCAGACUGGCAGGUAAACGAGGUAAGCAUUGUUGUGAAAUGCUUUAACAGAUUCUCUAUCCCUAAACUUUAAGUCUUCUAAAAGUCUAGUUUAGGGAUAGGGAAUCUGUUAAAGCAUUUCACAACAAUGUUUACCUCGUUUACAGAUGUACCUGCCAGUCUGCAGUCUGAGUCUGCGUUUGUCGCACGCUGACUAGCUACUAGACAGAAUUUUCCAGGUAUUGGAAUGUUUGUUUGCUUUUUUUUCGCAUUUUUUUCACAGAGCAUUAUUUUUUGUACACUUGAGGAGCCUUUUUCCUCCAAACAAGUAUUGUAGUGUGAAGUGAGCACUUUAAGAGGUAAACCUACAAUCGAAUAAGUGCAGCCUUUACAACGUACUGUUUACAAUUUAUUAUUUACAGUAUUGACAUCACAGUUGGAAAAGUUGAAGCUCUCUGAAGAGAAGAAAACUACAGAGCAAGGUAACAAUUUGGUAAUUUCCGCAUGUCACCUAUAAAAUAAGAGCCUCACUCUAAUCACUUAAGGGAAUGUGUGAUGGUAAUAACUUAAAUUAAAUCCGGUCAACAACUGCUAAACCUAGUCAAUCACUCGUAGCUGAAGUGGCCGUACUUUCCUAAUGGUUAUGGAACUCGUUUGGAAAAAAAAAAAAGAAAUAAACUUGUUCGAAGAAUGCAAACUGGUUUGAAAAUGAAUGAAGAUGAAAAUUAAACCACAACACAUACGUGUACUGAAAAUUUUCAGGUUUGCCAGGAUUGUAACCCUGACCUCUGCAAUACUGGUUAAUCAACGCUCUAAUCAAUUGAGCUAUCAAGCCAAUGGAGGUUUGUCAUGAAAUUGGUUCGUAACAUACUUGGGAAAGAUCAAGAUGAAAUGAUGAAUGUAUGAAUUUCAUAUAUUGGAACCAUGGAAUAAAGUAAUAAAUGCAAAGAAAAUCAUUGAAAUUAAUCAUUUUCUUCUUUCCUGUGUAUAUUAUGAACUAAUUUAACCCUUUAAGCCCUAAUAUCCACAUCCAAAUUUCUUUUUGCAACUGAAUAUUAUAAGUUGUGUCUGUUAUGGUGAUAAUCUUCUUUGCAUUUUUUUAAUUCAUUGAUUUCAAUAAGCAAAAUUCAUAUAUUCAUCAUUUCAUUUAUAAUUUUGUUUAGGAAAGUAUAACAUCCUUAUAAUUGGGGCUGGAGACUGUCGGCACAUUUUGAAGACCAUUGCACAUACCUGGAGGCAUUCUAAGAAAACAUUGAAUGUGAGUCUUGUUAGAGUAACAAUAGGGCCAUUUAUACGAGGAAAAAUAAGGCACGUCUUAAAUAAGAUGCCAACUGUUUGUACCAUUUAUACGAGCAUGUCUUAUCUAAUAAGACGCGUCUUAUUAGAUAAGACAUGCUCGUAUAAAUGGUACACACAGUUCACGUCUUAUUUAAGACGCGUCUUAGCUAAGGCGCGUCUUAUUUUAGACGAAAUGUGCCGUUUAUACGGAAAGUUUGCGUCUUAUUUAAGACCCGUCUUAUGUAAGACGCGUCUUAUUUUUCCUCAUAUAAAUGGCCCUAAUAAUAAUUUAAAAAAUGUUAUUAAGGAAAGUAAACUGAGGCUUGAUGGAUUAGUGUUUAAGGUUUAUUUAUUUCAAGUACAUUUGAAGUGGGGCUUAGUAGAGAGGGGAGGCUUAAUAGAGGAUAUACUGUAUGUGAGUACUGGCAACAUAUGCAGGAGGAACAUAGAAAGAUUGUUAUGUCACAGGAACAUUACUGUACUGGUCUUCCUAUGAUCGUGGUUAUCAGUAAGAUUUUCAAGUUGCUGGAUGUAAUAUGUAACAGGUUGAAAUUUUUAAGCCUAUGCCGAUUCUUAAUGUCCUUUACAUCUUCUUGCCCUAAUUAUUCAUGAAUACUAGGAAACAAAGGAAAUUGAGAAUCAACCUACAGUAUGUUAAAAAAUUUAACUUGAAUUUUUUGACCUGUAACAUAUAGAGUUAGUAGGCAGGGGAUGGAAGAGCUUGUCAGUUCUUUUGAUUUACCUUUCCUCUUGUUUUCUGAAAACUACAUAAUGUAGUAGAUGGGGUCUUGCUCAUAGUAGCUGGGGGAUUUCCCCAGCCACUGGUACUGAAUGACAGCCCUAUGUGCUGGACCGUUUGGUUUAGGGGGAAAAUGAUAAAUGCAUUCCUUGGUGAUUUGUUUAGAGAUACUGCAAGUAGAAAUGGCCAUGUAUCUUUACUUCCUGUACAUUUCUAACAUGUUAUACCGACUACACAUGUACAUGUAAAUGUUUGAAAAAGCAGUAAGUUCAGUGGAAAAGGCUGACUUUCCAAGGUCUAGAGUCAAAGCCAGGGUUUGCCUUAUUCAUUCUUAUCUUUAUUAUUGCAGAUAUAUGUUGUGGAGAAUAAUCUCGAGAUUUAUGGAAGAGACCUUCUUCUUCUUUCUAUUGCACUUGAACCCAAAGACAGAUUGGGUUUGCAAGGUUAGCUUUGAAGUGAUGUCAAUGAGGAAGAAAUGGUGGGAUGUGGAGGAAAUUUUUACACCCUUUGGAGACUGUGAGGCAGUUUUUAAGCAAACAAUAAUAAAGUAUUUAUGAACAUUGUUCCAUGAAAUUUACCUUAGUUAGCACUUUUCAUUUUUCAAAAUAGAGCAUGUUUUCUUUGAAACUUUAAACUGCAAUGUGUUCACUUAUAAAUGUAUACUCCUACAAGAUGUUUUUGAUGUAAUUUGUUAUUGUGUGUAGUUUCCAUUGCCUUUGAAUUUGAUUCUAUAAAAGAACUAAAAGUAAAAACAAUCUGCUGUCUAAUAGCAUGGGGCCAGGGUGACUUAUCAGUCCAGUGGAAUACAAAAUGUGGGUGCUGUAGGAGUGAUAAGUGCUAUAUUUAUGAAAGAUGUCUGUGUAUCCAAGUACUUAGUAUACAUGUAGAUACUAAAAUUAUACCAGAGAAUAAUGUUAAUAUUAUUGUUUUCCCAAUAAUUGCUAUUAAGCUUUAUUCAUGUUUGUAAUGUUUAGAAAAAACAGAGCUUUUCCUUGAGUUGUUUGGGAACAGCCUUGUGAGACCUCAAGCAAGUGAAUAUUUGCAGCAAAAAUCAAGUGAGUUCAUCAGGUAAAUAAAACAUGAAGUCUUUACUUUGUCAAACAAGCUUUACAAUAAAAUUAAUUGUACAUCUACAGUGUAUAUAUUUAAUAUAUACACUGUAGAUGUACAAUAUUUAUUAUGUUUGGGUGAGGUCUUAAUUUGAUAGUCUUUUUCCCCUUCAGGGUCUUGAAAUUGAGUUGAACUCAUCCCAACAUGCACAGUGUUUGGUCUUGUGCAUAUGUGCAUGUUGAGAAAAUUAUAUGUCCCAAGUAUGUUUCUUGAUCUGCUAAUGCAGCAUCCUGUACAUGAAUAUCAGUUUACACAGUAGAAGUUAUAUUCCAGAAGUGAAACUGCUUGCAAUCAGACAACCAGUACAGUUUGUACAAUAGUAGACUGUACAUUAAAUAACUUCUAACACUAACAAUAAGUACUAAGGAUUGGAAUUAGCGAACCAUGAGUGGGGUUGGAAAUGCACCAGCAACUAUGGUGUUAUGUAUUAAAAGUCCAGCACAGCAAAUUGACAGCAUCAACUUAUGAAGACCAGUAGUACACUGAUGAAAUGGCGUGAACAUUAAAAGUGAUUAUCAAUCAUGACACAAAUGAUGACACAGGCCCUGUCAUACAGAAGCCACGAUGAACAAUAUCUUAUUCGCCAACAUUGAUUUUUUAUUGUUAUGAAUAUAAUUAUCAUAAGAAUCCUUCAAAAACAUAACCUGAAAAAAUCUGUCUGCAACAAAGUUUGGAAGUCACACUAUCAAAAUGGAUGUUUUUCUUUUGUCUUCCAGAAUGAUAACAGACUCUGAUUACUUGGAGGCUUUCUUGCCUUUGGUUGAUUUUUCUCAGCUGAAGGUAACUAGUAUAACUAAUAAUGUUAUUAUUACGUGCCUGAUUGGCUUAUUUCUUGUAAUGCAAUAACAUUCAGAAAUAAUUCUGGUGUUCAUGGUUUUCCCGGUUUGACUUUAAGUUAUGGCUGUUUGUUGUCAUGUGGGUAACUUUCAAAGUAACUGAAAAGUACCAACUUUUUUGCUUGUAAAUUCACUGUUCAUCCUAAACAUUUUUUGGGUAUGCUUAUUCAGAGCUUUGAUAAAUACAGUGUAGUCUGUCAUUUUUAGUUUGUAAUAAAAAACUAACAGCACUUGUGCAAUUUUUGUAGUUCAAAGAGAGAGACCAACUGGAAAGUAUCUUUAAAUUCUGGAGGAAUACAGACCCCAAACUGUUUGACAUAUGCCAGCAUUGGUAAGCAUCAAUCUAACUGUAUAAAUUAAAUGAAAAUGAAGAAAUGAUCGUCGCAGUGAACGCAAUUUACGCAAUUGUAUAAAGAAGCCUGAAAAAAAUUCAGGACUUCAAUGGGGUUUGAACCUGUGUAUAAAUUAAGUUGAACUUUGACAAUUAUUUAAAAAAAAAAUCUUUUUUGAGACGUAUCAAAAUUUCUAUACAUUUUGGUAGUUAAAUUGUUUCCUAGUUUUUGUGAUAGUGAUGACUUAAAAAAGAAUGAGUGUGGCUAUCUGUCGCUAGGGAAGUGCUGAAUUAAGUAGUUGAGUUGCUUUCAUAACAGAUCCCAUGUUCUAUUUGAUAUAUUUUCUAUCAUUUUUCCUAGGGAAGAGAGGUUAAGGCAGUACUUUACAACUCGUUAUGACUCAAGACACAACAUCUUUGACUGGGAUUACAACAUGAAACUGUCCAAAAAGGUAAACAUUUGUUGUUUAUUGGUUAAGACAAACUAUUAAGUGGCAAACUGAUCUUUGUGGUAUCAAAUAAUAUUAUUCUUGUUUCGGUUCAUUUUGCCAUCAUUCCCAUUUCCAUCUUAACUUUAAGGCAGAGAUGCUAACCUCUGGAGAUCUUAAGUCUGUAGACUCUAUCUCUUGCACUACCCCUCCACCUUAAUGUCAACAAACCCCCACCCCACAAAAUGACCCAGCCCCCAAAUUAUGACACUCAUGGGAAUGGUUUUGGUCAUUAUAUGAGGUCUUACAUAAAGUACAUACCAUCAAAAUUAGCAUUCAUCGUUGUAAUGAUGAAACAGUCUUUGUCAGUGCAGACUAAAUAUGAGCGAAAAUGCUCCAGAAACUGCACUUUUUUGGAAAAAAUGGGCAAAAUUUGAAACUAAGUCACAGAAAUACUAAAAAAAAAAACAAUUUUAGUGGCAUUGUUUUUUAUUUUAUUACUUCGUGUGUUAUUAUUGAUAGCGCACUGAUUUGAAAUUUAUUGUUUUAAUUUUCUUUCAUACAGGCCUCGAUUAUUAAUAGUCAUGAAUAUAAGAGCUGGCGGGAACAGGGUGUGGCAUUUGAACUGCGUAGUGACUCCACAUAUGAAGUAUCAAACAGAUCGUUGGCUUCAGGUCUUAUUAUUAAAAAGGUAACGUGAAGAUACAAACUUUAAACAGCUUCGGUAUCUCAAAAUGCCUGAAACCAUUACUGAAAAGGAAAGAUUGAUUUUAGUUUGGGAAUGGCCGGAGGCUAUCAGUAGGGUGUUGUAACCCCUAGUUUGCUCUUUGAAAACAGUACAAAUUACAAAAUAUUUUGUAAAAUACUGACAAGCAAACAGCAGUUUUCAAAGUAUGAUGCUAUGAAGAUUGGAGAUCAAAAUAAAGACCCAGCCAACCCAAAAGUGAUAAACCAUUUUCAGAGAUUUGUGAAAAAUGUUCCACUAUCUUCUUUUCAUUCCAAUCAUUUUCUUUUUCUAUUUUGCCAUGACAAUAGACAGCCACGAGACUGUGAAAGCAGGUUUUACUUCUUUGACACUUGACUGAUGUUUGAAUGGUUUUUAUGUUAGGAUGGUGAGCGGUUCGCCCGCCGUGGUUACUGGGGUGACAUUAUCAACAGUCCCUAUCUAGCAUUCGGCAUUGAGAGCGAGGAAGAGUCGCUCUUUAAAACCUCUAAUGGCCAACAUGUUAAAGUAAGUAUUUUGGUAAAAAUUGAUAUAUAUUUUGUGUGAAGUUUUCACUGGAAAAAGUUGUUGAUCCACAUGUACAGGCACCGUCAUUCAUGCUUCUUCACUUUUUUCAGGCUUAAAGAACGACAAAUAAACAUCGGGCGAAUCAACUUACGUCCGGGCUAAACGACCUGUUACCCGUUGGGGAGGCACUUUCUCUCUUCCCAUCGUGCCCUGUACGCUUACCUCUUGUCAAAAUUGUACUACCGUAAAAUUCCGAAAAUAAGCCCCUCCAUGUAUAAGCGCCUCCCAAAAUCGUAACGCAAAAAACCCUCCGUUAAAUCGCCCCUCCGAAUAUAAGGCCCCUGGGGGGCUUGUACUUGGAAUUUGCCCUCGAAUACAAAGUAAAACAAAGCAAAAAUGGUAAAUUUCCUUCCCACUACAAACUAGCCCAAUUGAUUUUAAAACGCAGAUUUCCCUCCAUUGACAAGCCCCUCCGAAUAUAAGCCCCUCAAAAAGGGCCUUUGAAAAAUAUAAGCCCCGGGGCUUAUUUUCGGAAUUUUACGGUAUUUUAUCGUACCAUACAAUCAUCCAACAAAGCCAGACACGAACUUUCCAAUUCCAGUUUAUAGAAGUCUUUUUUACAUCCAGUUGAUCUUCAAAAUCUCCCUUUUUAAAACUGGUUUGUUUGUUCACUGUCAAGUUCUUUGUCGAACAGCGGGAAUGGCAACGAGUCACUUUGAUCCUAUCUAAAGACUGUUCCUUAGAAUGGUCUUACCAACUGAAAUUUAUGCAGAGAACUAUCUCAGUGCCACAAUUUUGUCUGAAUUUUUUUUUUCAUAUUUAGACAGCAACUCAUGUAUCCGAAUUUAAUGUGACAGCGCUUAUGCAUGAAAUAAUUACGGGGCAGAAGUACGUUCUGCCAAAAACUGGCGAGAAGAAAAAGGAAAAGAAAGGAAAAGCAACUCUGGAAGAAGUCACGGAGGAGGAAAAAGAGCCGGAAGAGAGAGAAGAGGUGAAGGAAAAGGAAGAUAUAAUUCCUCAGUCGAGAGGUAAGUGAGGGCGGCACAAAGGAAAAACACAACUAAAAACAAACCGAGGAAAAAUAUCGAUGCUGGUUUGCACGUGACGUCACGGCGGCCAUGUUGGAAGACAAGAACAAAAGCAUUUCUCAACUCUGAGAACUUAACUCUAUUUCAUGUAAUUUCUUCAAGAAAAAUUAUGUUGUAUUGUCAUCCAACAUGGCCGCCUUGUCACGUGGUUGCAAAUCAAGAAUAAACAGAGCACUUACAGCACAAUUAAAUCUAGUUAAUUGAGCCCAAAACAAGAAGCUGUCCACUAACUGUCCUUUUGUCUUCCUCUUGUUAACUAAACUGACUAAAGAUGAUCUUGACUCUCAUGUAUUGACUUAUUUCCACUUUGCUACUCUUCCUUUUCUCUGCAAGUCUCUUUAACAGACUCAUCCGCGAGCACUUACGCUUAGGGUAUUUCUGGAUUUUAGCUUGCUAUAAUUACUGCGUGGUAAAACUUCUUCUGCAUUAUUUUCGCGGUUUUCCCGGCUGAUUUGCUUGACUCUCUCCUCAGAUAUUUUGUCUACUAAUAGUAAAAAUCAUUAUCUCUUUGGUAGUGCUCAUUAGAGCACAUGUUUUGAAGGGAAAUUGUGGAUAGUCGCAGCUUUCUCCUGACUGCGCGUAGUCUCUUAUUUCAGUUUCUUUAGCGUCAAAGCAAAUCUAGAGGACGUGUAAAGGGCGACAGGCGGAACCCAAUAAUUUGCAUAGUUUUAUUUUUUGCUCGUCGCGCGUGUCUCUGUGGAAAGAAGGAUGACCACUCGCGCUCUAAGCUUUCUGCCCUUAACACUAUCAUUAACAAACAACAAGAAAAAACUUGCUAAUGAAUCCUUUACCGUAAUUGUGGGAAGAGAGUAAAAUCCCAACCUCGCCAAGAACCAAUCAAGAUUGCAGGUUUCGUUACCGUGUCCUCCUAAAAAAGAAAAUAAUUUAAUUUCUAUAUUUCGCAGAUUAUAUGAAGUGCCCCGGUGUUAAAGUCCAUUUCCUUCCCAUAAAUUCUGUUCCUGACCUGCCAAAGAAAAGCAAGUACAACAAAUUGUUUGACAUCAUUUACUUUUCAAACAGGUACGUGAACACGUGAUUGCUUUAUCGAGUUUUUGCCAUAUGUAGUUUGGAGGUGUCAAGCUCGCGCUAGUGUCACAUGACCCUAUCUGUAAUUUUAUUGGGAAAUGUGCUAUUAGAUGCGGUCACAUUAGCGAUUUUACCCAUGGGAAAGUGCUGUUGCCCAUGGGAAAGCAACUUUCUGUGUGAGACCGAUUUCCCUAAGGUGAAAUGGCCCUUAUGCGUGAUUAUGUCAGACAAGCAAAUUUCACCACCAAAGUUAGUUUGUAAGCAAAAUUCUUUUCUGUGCUGCCUCAUGAUUUCAUUUAUGUAAAACUUCACAACUUCAUAUUUUGAAAACGAGACUUGGUAGAGAAAUUUUCACGUCUGACGUAAACAUGCAUAAGGGCUGUUGCCUCGGGGAAGUUUCCAUGGAUAAGUAAAAAAGAACAAAGGAAAUCUCCAUGACAGUUCCCGGGGUUAGUUCUAAAGCGGUUCAACCAACCACGAGAAAGUGAAAAUUACCAAGCAGUAGAAAUCACGUGUUGUUUACGUUCUGUGUUCGUCAUGGCGCCAAAUCCUACGCGAAAACUAAACUCAAAGUUCGAGAAUUCAGCAGGAUUUUGAACACUGCUGCAAACGUUUUUCAGGUUUUUACGUUACAUAAAUUCAAAGCACCUUGAUACACUCGCAAGUUUUCUUUAAAUCAGUGUUCAAGAAUUCUUUUCAAGUCGUCGUUGAAACCGUACAUUUGACUUCUAAGCGAGAAUGGGUUAGAAUUUGUUUUUCUUUUAGGCGCGAAUGAAUUCGACCUCUUCCUUUUGAGUUUCUAAGAAGGGCUGAAGCUCUCUUGCCAAGCUUAAUUGAUGUGGCGGUUUUAUUGAAAGGGUAAAAAUUGGCGAAACCGUUUACGAUUUAUGUCAGCCUUUAAUGUUUACCACAACGUUCCAGGCGAAACCUGAUUCAAUUGACCUCAAUUGCUUUCUUCCCCUUCUGCAAUUAAUGGCUGUGUGACUGCAAACAUGAAAUUGUUCAAAACCCAGAGUGAACCCAAUCUAAGCUAUUUCCCCGUCUAGUGUAACCGAACCUACUAUAUUUUUCCUUAUUUCAUAAAAUGGAGCUUCAGAGUCGAAAGCUGGCGCAGCCGAAACUUUUUAACAAUUAUUCCUCGAGUCCGAAUGGGCUCUGAGUCAAUAGCCCAUUCGGCCUUCGGCCUCAUGGGCUAUUGAGUCUGAGGCCAGGACGGCGAGAGGAAUAGUUGGUCGAGAAUAAAAAAAAUUUAGCUAGUUAAAGCUAGACUUUAAUCCUUUUUUGCCGCCACAAAGCCCGCGCUUUUCGUUACUAGUGGGCUACAACAUAUAGCCUAGUAGUAGCUCAACCAAUCAGAACGCAGCAUUUAUAAUAGACCACUAGUUGGAUUUUACUAAUAUUAUAUACACCUAAUUGCAAUAACGUUGUCAUAGAAAAAAGCAAAAAGCAAAAAGCCAAAUAGGAAUUAAUUAGCCAUGUGAUUUACAUUUGCGUAUUUUAAUAAUAUAACAAUUAUUUAAGAAGUUAGUCACAAUAACAAGAAAUAAUUCUGUAAUUCCGCGCUGUAAGAUUCCGCAGAUGAAACACUGAUGUGUGUAACAAAAGGGUCCUGACAAACGAAGCUUAGUUUGUGGCGCGGGAGAGGGACUGGCUGAGGAACGCCUCACCCUCUCCGCGAUGGAAAGUCCUGCGUACGCCCCUGAUUUGUUGCUUGAAAAUUGUGAUCUGAUGGUGUGGUGCACUACAAACCAUACGCAGACUGGCUUUUCUAUUUAGCAUUAAACGGAAAGACGCGUCGCGUUCCUGGAAUUUACCCUAGGCUAUAUUUAUUGAAAAAAAAAAUGGAGCCAUUUUUUCUUUAGUAGUUAUCCGAUGUACGUUUGUAAUUAGAGCACGUUUGAAAUCCGCUAGAUGAAUCAGCCUCGAAUUGCAUUAGACUGACACCAAGAAACUGAUGCAAAUGAUUUCUCUCAUGUUACGUGAUUAAUAUUCAGCUAUAAGCGUGUGUGUUGGGAAUGUUGCAAGCAAUGAUAAUUAAAUACUAAUUAAUUCCUAUUUGGCUUUUUGCCUUUUGCUUUUUGCUUUUUGCUUUUUUCUAUGACAACCUUAUUGCAAAUAGGUGUAUACAGAGCUGGACACUAAAUUUGAAGUAGAGUGACAAAAAACUAAAGACAAAGAUUUACACGGUUGUUUUAAAAUUAAUUCAAUGUUUCGGACCUCAGUACACACGAGGGUAAAAUUAUUUAGAAUUAAGAAAUGAUCUGAAGGAAAACAAAAAUUACUUCGAGUAAGCGGGAGGUUCGAGUUAUCGAGGGUUCGAGUUACGGAGGCCACCAUGCAGGAAAUCCACGGUAAAUCGACUUUGGUUCAAGUUAGUUCGACGUUCUAGCUAUCGGAAGUCAACCGUAUUUAUUAUUAUAUUAAUUGAUUUAAUCGCAAACAGCAGUGUCUGUGAUAAACAUUGUGAGCGUUCGCAUUGUUGUACAAACUUGACGUUUCGUGUGUUAGCCAAUAUCAUUUUCAAAAGUGAUCUUAAGUGACCGUGACAGGUUAUGACGAGACUAUUUAUACAAAAAUGUUCAAAGGAUCUGAAAAUGAGAUUAAAGUUCCAAUGUUUAUCAACGCUGAUUGUGUUUUAUUUUUUAUUAAACCACUAUGGGUCAAUAACAAGUCUUUAAUUAAUUUAUUUAUGGAUUUUUUUAUUUAUUAAUUGUAGUAUGGUCCAUUUAUUGACUCCGGAAGUAAAAGAAAUCUUUGCUGAUGAAGCUAUUGUUAUUGCUGAAACAACCAAGUAAGUUUCCAUAUUUGGAUCUUUCCAGCUGCUAGAUAUUCAGCUUUUGAAACCCUACAAAAUCGCACGACGUCUUAAUUGAGCACCUGGUUUGAUUCGGAGGUGUAAAAUGUGGAGAAGAGCACCACUCUCAGUGUCUGUGGGUGAUAAGAAUGAUGUUUUCUCAGUUGGUGACAUGGGGUGACAGAAACAAGAAAAUUAGGGCCUAGUUACAUGGAGGUGGGGGACCUUAGGUAGGUGAGGUAACAUGCGGCAGGUCACCCCACCAUUACUUAGCAACCAGAAGCGCCAUGCUACGCAGGCUAAUAUGGACAGACGGGUACCCCACCUAAGCGGGUUACCUCACCUAUCUAGGGUCCCCCACCUCCAAGUAAAAGUUGAGAUUAUUGUUACUAGGAUUUAUUUCCUAUAGACCCUUUCUUAUGCUAGCCUAAUUUCGUUUGUGGUUUGUUGUCAACACGGUCGUAGAUUAAAUCGGGUCUGCGUGGGAUGCUAGUUCAUCACAGGGUUCCCACCUCGGGAAAACCGGUCGUUUGGAUACAAAGUUUUUGCGAUACAAGUCGUUUCGAUACUAACCUGAGAUCAGGCUCUAUUUUCGUUUCGCUUUGAAAAUUACAUUCCGGCGGGCAAGGCGAAACGAAAAGAGAGGCCCAAUUUUAGCGACAGCCGUUAGAGACAAUGUAUGAGAACCGCUAAAAUCGGGCCUGAUCUCAGGUUAUUUCGAUACAAACUUAAGCAGUGAAACUGCUCAACAAUUUCAAAUACUUAAAGUUAUAGUUAGCGCGUGGACAAACUUUUGGCGUCAAUGUGCCCCGUUGUAUAGGCUAACUACGAAAAACUAUUUGUACCUCGACUGAAUCAACUUGUAAACGAGACGACUUUGUAUAAUGUUACGUGUCGUGUUUAAUUUUCAAGGUUCAUGUUGGACCUGAAACUGGAACAAAUGCAAGAAUAUCUGAAAAAGAUAACAUCCAUGGCUCAAAGCGCUGGAUGCAAGGUUGGUGUAAAAUUUAAAAAUAGAUUUUUAAACUCCAACUUAUUACUGAGCUGACGUCACAUUUGACGGUUAUCUCAGUCCAGACUGCAAGCAUACUGUAUAAUUGCUACGCGAAUAAUAUUUACUGUAGCGGACGCCAUUUUGACGCACUUAUCUGUAUCGAAAAUGAAGUGGUCUCUUUCAUUAUCCCUAGAAAAAUAACCAACUACCUAGAAAAAUAACAACUACCCUACAAUAGGUUAGGCAAGGUGUCACAGACUUUUCAUGCGUAUUUUCCAGUUUUGGUUCAAGUCUUGUGGUUAUCUGCCUCCGCCCUCGAAACAUCCCGUCGCUCGCCAAAAAAUAAUCUCUGCUACGUAGGGUAUUAGAAAACCUCUGCAAGAGAGAAUAGAAGCAGCCGAUUUAGUUGCUGACGGUAUUUUGCACGGUUACAAUGUUCUUGUCUCAUCACGGCUGAUACCGCUUACAGUGGUGGUACUUCUAGGAAGGGUAAGACGUGUUCCUCGCGCGCCGCAAAAAGUGACUACCUUCACUGCUCUGAGAGAAGCCCUGAUAAGCUAUACUAACAGGAACUUUCUGUGCGCAAUGCCGUGUGCCUAUAUUCUAUCGUGUUCGUGUUCCUUUGCAGACAACAGGUUCCGCAGAUGGAGAGAAAGAUGCUCACGCCUUCUUCACUUUCCAAAGAUAACAUUGCUUGUGGCGUUUAUUCUCCACCGAAGUUCCGCGUAAACAACCAUACACUAAUUUCCUGCACUUCUUCUACAUUCGUUGAAAUUCUCUAUAACGCAGAUAAUAUGUGUCCGCUGGUUUGGUGGUAUACGUUGGUAUUCUCUAUUUUCGUAUAUCCUCCAUAGUACACUCUGUUUGUCCCAGCUAUUUAUUUUUCAAAUUUUCAUAGAAAUUUCUGUGGACUCUUCUUGGCAUUCAUUGUGUUAUGCAUUGAAAUGAAAACUUUUCAUAGACGACUUGUGGUUAAGAAUGUCCUAAAAUUUCUGGUCAUACGAGUGGCCUGCCUUGCAACAAAAUUUCUAUUAAGUCAACUAUCUAAGACGGACACAGUCGGGACGGAACCAAACUCUUCGUAUUAAUUAAAGAGAGAGAGAGAGGUAAAGUUAGAGGUAAAAUGUCCGUUGAAAACGAAAAGAAAGGGGCCAACUUAGCCUCUUUUUUAGGAGAAACUUUGAACUAUAUUCUUAAGACAAUUGAGCUGUGCUGAGAAUAGCCUGCCUGCAGUCAUGU